GUUUCUAUGUAUCAUUCUUCUUUGUUAGGGUUGCUAGUUUUUCUGCAUUAUGAAAGUCACAGAACAAAACACCUCACAAAUUGUUUGCAACACUGUUACUCCAAACUAACAUAAAAUCCAAUCUGAAAUAAUAAAAUCUAAUAAUAAUUUAUAACACUGUCAACAUGGUUCGAGGAUUUGUGAAAAACAAAAUGGCGGAUGGUGGUAAAGAUGAAUUUGAAAACGAGGAGGACCAGAAUUUGACUGAAAAUACAGAUGAUGAAAUAAUUUGGAAAAAUGAUUCUGACUUGCAUAAAUACGAAGAGAAAAAACUAAUAGAAAAUUCUGAAGAAGAGAAUAUAUAUUCAGAAGACACUGAAGAAUAUUCGUUCUUAGCUAGGAAACCAAAACAUGGGACUAUAUCUCAAAACUUUUUGGAGUUUUUUCAUUCUUAUGCAUAUGAUUGUCAAAAGUUUUUCAAUCUCUGUGUAGUUAAUAAAGAUAUUAUUGCCUUUACUUCUGGCAAUUUGAUUCAUUUUUUGAAUGUAACAGAAAAUACAAUUUCAUUCAAAAGAAGUUCUAUGGGUGGUGGUAUUGGUCACAUUUCUAAAAAUCCUACUGCUGAACAUUUUGCUGUAGCAGAAAAUGGCAUAAAACCGGUAAUAAUUAUUUACGGUUGGCCUUCUAUGAGAAUUAUAACUGUAUUGAAAGGUGGAACAACAAAACGUUAUCUUCAUUUGGCAUAUAGCCCUGAUGGUUUAUUGUUGAUAUCGCAAGGCGGUGAACCUGAUUAUUUUAUCUCUCUUUGGAAUUGGAAAGAUUACACAAUUAUUUUGCAAUGUAAAUCAUACAUUCAAGAUGUAUACAAUGUAACUUUUUCUAAAUAUAUUCCUGGCCAAUUAACUUCCAGUGGAUCAGGACACAUUAAGUUUUGGAAAGUAUCCAAAACAUUCACUGGAUUGAAACUUAAAGGGCAAACCGGUAAAUUUGGAAAUACAGAAAUUUCUGAUAUUAUAGGGAUUCACCCGAUGCCCAAUGAAACAGUAAUUUCGGGAUGUGAAUGGGGUAACAUAUUAUUAUGGGAUGAAAAUUUAAUUAAACUUGAAGCAUGUAGAAAAAAUAAAGAACCUGCGCAUACAAAUUAUAUUAUUCAAUUUGAAUAUAUUAGCGGGGAACUUAUAUCAGUAGGAUUAGAUGGAUGGAUACGAUUUUGGUUUUAUGACACUAUUGAUCAUGCUGAUCUUCCUGAUGGAGAACAACUUCUUGAAUUACAACCGAUAUAUGAAUUUCAUAUUACAGAAGGAGAAAAGCAUUCUCAAAAAAAUGCAAUGCUCAUGAGUAUUCAGAAAAAAGAACCAAACGAUUCGGAAAAAACAAUUUGGUAUGCCCAGGAUGGAAAUGGGGGAUUAUGGUUACUCGAUCUUUGCACUAAUAAAAAAGAACACUUACAGAAGAAGAUAUUUACAUGUCAUGCUGGUCCUAUAAUUGAUAUGGACAAAGCAAAUUGGGGUCCAUUUAUUGCAUCACUUGAUAAAAGUGGUCAGUUACAUAUUUAUAAUUAUGUCGAAAAGAAAUUAAUAGUUGUUUACAUGUUUCACGAUAAAGGAAGUCAAGUAGUUUGGUUACCUCCUCAGAUUGAAAAAACGGGCUCUACUAUUAUAUGUGCUUUUCAAAGUGGCAUUAUUCGAAUGAUAACAGUAGCAGUAAAGGUAGCAGAUACGGAGAAUAACAUAAAAGGAGAUUAUACAAGGUUGAUUCAAAUAUUAAAACCACAUUCAAUGCCAAUUUCUGUAAUGUCUUAUAAUAUUUCAUGUAGUUUAUUAAUAACUGGUAGUGAGGAUGCUACUGUUUUUAUAUUUAAUAUACAUUCUACUAAGACCUAUCCAGAAAUUAUACCUAUCGGUUAUGUAAAAGUUCCAUCAUCCGUUACUUGUAUGCAAUGGAAUCCAUUAGAGGAAGCAACUUUGCUAAUAGGAUGUUUUAAAGGAGACUGUGUGGAGGUACAAUUACCUACUACACCUCAAUCAUACACAACUACUUCUUAUGAAUUAGUUAAGUGUAAAUGGGCAAAAUUUAAAUUUGAAUCGGUGAAGUCUUCAAUACAAAGAGAAAUGGUAAUAAAAAAGUAUGAAGAAGAGAAAAAAAGAAAAAUUACAGAAAAAAAGAAAGAAAUAGAACAAUUAUUGAUUGAGAAUCCUCAUAUUGUAAUCGACGAAGAAACAUUUUUUGCGGAAUUCAAUAAGGAGAAGAUAAUCCUUCCAGAAAUUCAUGUUCCUGAAAUUCCAAACAGAAUUUUAAUAGUAGAAUAUGGUACCAAUGAAAAUAUAUGGCUGUUUGUAGCUGGUUUUGAUGCAGGAUACGUUUAUGAAUAUCCGCGUCCACUUUCUGGAAAAAUAAAAGAUGGCAAACCGAUUAAUAGUAGAAUAAUUGAAAAUGCAGAGGAUAUGGAGAUGCACAAUUGUUUUUUCUACAAUAACAAGAAAUAUUUAUUCUUGGGAACACAAUACGGAGAACUUUAUGUAUGCAAGAUGAAGAAUAAUGAUCCAUUAGAUUUCUCAGAUUAUUGGAUUCUUCCUGUACAUGAUUAUUAUAAUGGACACAUAUCUAAAAUGUUAUUAAGUUAUGAUGAGAAAAUGCUUCUGACAUGUGGUUAUGAUGGAAACAUAUUUUCCUUUAUGAUCAAUGAUAAUGCUGCAGGUGAAAGUGUAGAAAUACCAGUUAUAGAAGACCCUUUGCCUUUACCUAAAAGUAUUGAAGAUAUUGAAGAUGCUGACUAUCCAAGCUUGGAAGAAGUAAUUACACAAAUGGAACGCAAUCGGAUUAUUUCAUUUGCGGAAAAGAAGAAGGAAGAAAUCUUGCUAAAUAUACGUGGCUUAGUAGAAGAAUAUGUUCAAAUUAUUAACAGGAAUAAAAAACUCUUGCCGUCUCAGCAAAUACAACAGUUUGAAUUAGAUCCUAGAAUUACAGAAGACUUAGAGCAACAUUUGAAAGAACAAAUCGUUUUGACGCAAGGAAAGCUAGAAUUUCAAGCAGAAAAAAGUAAACUGGAAUUAGAAAAAUUAAUAGAUCAUUUUGUUACACCUGUUACAUGUUUACCUUUUGCUGUAUGCAGUAUAUUGAAUGAGAAUAAAGCAGUACAUUCCAUAAGAGAAUUAAAACUAAAUAUUGAUAAGAUUUCGAAACAUGUGGGAGUAGCAGAACGUUUUGAAGAGCAACAACAAGUGCACAAGAUAAUACAAAAAGAAAUGGAAGAUAUUAAAGAAGAAACAGAUGAAGAGGAAAUACACUACUUAGAAGGAUUUUUAGAUGAAAAUUAUAGUGAUUUAACAUCUGGAUUAGGAAUUCAAAUUAAUCAGAUACUGUUAAAAUACAAAGAGAAGAAAGCAAAUUUGAUUCAACGACAGAAAGAAUGGCAAAAAUUACAUUCUAGAAAACCGAAUUUAGCUAAAAGUCGUAUGGAAGACGCAAUUUUUGUUGAGAAAACAAAGAGAGCUAUUGGUGAAUACAAUUUAAAGACAACUACAGGUUUUAAUCUAGCUAUAAAGAAACAAACAGCUGCUAUAAAAUAUAAGCAACUGUUAGAUUGCAGAAGCAAGCUUCAUCACUUGCGCGAAGAAUUUAAUGCAAAACUAAAUGCAGUUAAAGUAAAAAAACAAAAACUGCAGGCAGAAGUCAUCAAAUUGAUAGAAACACUUAAAAGAAUUCAUGCAGAGAUUCCAUUUAAAAGUAUGAAACCUUUGCCACAUCCACCAAAAUUAGAUUUUGAUAUUGAAUUUCCUGAACACAAGCUUGAGCUCGAAAAGUAUAUUUCAAUGACAGAAAAGGUGCAACAAGUGAAACGACAAAGACGAUCAUCAACCAUGGAUUUACCAGUAGAUCAAGUUGACUUAGAAUAUGAAGUAUUGCUCUGUGAUGAUAAAAUGACUCUUGGAGAAGAAAUAGAAAGCCUUUCUACUCUUGUAUCUUCAUCAAAAAUGAAAAUAAAGGAUCACUUAUCUACGCAAACUGACUUAAUACGAAAUCUAAAUACGAGCGAUGCUGUUCAAACUUCAUGGGAACGUGAAAUGAAACGCGCCCGCAUGUGGCGCAAAAUAUACGAACAAGAUUGUAUUUUACGAUAUAUCUCUGACAGUUAUAAACAACUGGAGUAUGAAUUAAAUAAUUUAGAAGAAUAUAGGCUUGAUGUUGUAUAUCAAAGUGCAUAUAUGAAUUUGUAUUUAUUAACACUUUAUGAAGAAUUUAUAAUUCUUAGAGAGUGUGAAGCAGCGGAAUAUACUCUUGAAGAGAAGGUUAAUCAAAAGUCAAAUGAACAUGCUGUGCUGACAUUAAAAAUCCAAACUACUAAUAUUAAAAUCGUAACCAGAGAAGAAGAAAUUAGAAAGUUGCACUCAAAGAUUAAAGAGAUAGCCACUGAAUUCACAAGAGUCAUAGCUAGAAACAAAUUUUAUGAUUUUCUUCAAAAAGUAUUUAAAAAAAAAUCCACAGCUAUGAAAGAGAGAAAUGGCUCUGCAGAUACAGUUACACAAUCAUCAGAGACUAGUACCGAUGAAACCAACAGUACAGUAGAUUCUGAAACUGAACAGAUUUUAUUUGAUGAAAAUAUAUGUCCACCGGGAUGUGACAAACAGUUAUAUGAAAUGACACUUUCCAUGAGAGAAAAACGAUACACAUGCGAAUCUCAGAUUAGGGAGGAACAAAAAGAAAUUGAAUUGUUAUACAAAGAAUUAGAUGCAGACACUAAAAGCUUAAGAAUUGUUGAAAAUAAUUUAAGAAUCAAUCAAGAAGACUUGAAAAAGUUUAUGGUGGAAAAACAAAAGAAACUAAACAACAUUGAUGUAACAAUUGUAUUAAAAAUGCAUCAACUGCAACACAUAGAUUCUGGAUGUACUACAGAGAUUCAAGACUGUGUAGUUUUUAAUAGGCAGGAAUUAUCAAAUUUGUAUGCUAGAGUAGGAGAAUUGCAAAAAGAAACUUUAGAUUUAGCAGAACAACGGAAGAAAAAUGAAACGCAUCUUAAAAGAAUAAAAUUAGAUUUGAAAUAUAUGGAAGCACAAAACAAAAAAUUAGAGUUAGAAAUUAAAGAGAAAAUGAUACAAAAAUUUGGUCGAAAAGUAUCUUUGAUCAAUCUAUACGAAAUUGUUUUGCAGAGAUUGAUAUAUGAAACCAAAACGGAUAUACAUAAAAUUAUGAAGAACUUCUCCGAAGACAUGAAAAAUGUAAAACGAGAUUGUAACGAAGGUUUAAUUGUUUUAACAAAUUUAAUUCGAAAUAAUACUGAAAAAGUAAGCCUAUUAACAGUGUUGGAGAAAGAAAAGAUUAAACUGAAAAAAAUAUUGAAACAACUUCCAAUUUCAGAAGAAAGUAUGUUGCAAGUAGAACUUCAGCAUCAAGCCGAUAUAGCUGCACUUGAAAGUAUUCUUCACAGUCAAGUACAACAGAAACAUUUGCUUCAGUAUGAUGUAGGAAACCUUAGAAACAGACCAAAAAAAUUGCUUCACACUUCUGUGAAGGAAAACGUACUAUAAAGAUUCAUGUAUUACAAAAAUAAAAUAUAACAAUUUACAGUAUUGUAGUAUAGAAUCUGAUCAUUAUCCAUAAGAAUAAAAUACUGCAUCAGAUUUG
Messenger RNA from Nomia melanderi (Alkali bee), 5601 nucleotides. The record is from RefSeq and is a predicted model, not a curated record. NCBI's taxonomy places the organism in Eukaryota, Metazoa, Arthropoda, Insecta, Hymenoptera, Halictidae.